CUUGCUCUGAGGAUGAAGAUUUUUUAUCUCCAGAAGAAAUAUCAUCGAUAAGACAACAAGAAGAAGAAGAGGAAUUAUUAUUGAGAAGACAACUAGAAGAAGAAGAAUCAGUGAGAAGACAACUCGAAGAAGAAGUGGAAUUAUCAUUGAGAAGACAACUAGAAGAAGAAGAAUCACUGAUGAGACAAAUACACGAAGAAGAGGAAUUAGAGGAAUUCUCAUUGAUGAGACCAAUACAAGACGAAAGGGAAUUAUCAUUGAUAGGACUUGAAGAAGAACUACAAGAAGAAGCCGAUUUAUCAUUUACAAGAGAAAUGGAAGCAGCAAUAAGAAGAGAUGAAGAAAUGAUAAGAGAAACAGAAGCAGAAACAGAAAGAAGAAGAUUUGAAGAGUCGUCUAGUGAGGGGGAAGAAGAAGAAGAAGUGACGAUGGUGUCUGUUGAAAGUGAAGCAGAUGAAGAAGAGAGUGAAAUCAGAAGAAGAUUAUUUGAACCUCGAGAAGUUGAAUUUACUAAUCCAUCAAAUAUGAGAAUCAAAGUUGAACUCGAACCCGGAGAUAACAAUGAUAAUACUACUAAAUUUAGUGACAGCGGAAUCUAAUGGGAAUGAUGAUAAUGUUCUAUUUGUAUGAAUCCUUAUUCUUCUCAAGGUGAUCAUCAAGUCAGUUGUCUUCCUUGUGGAUAUCUCUAUGGUUUGUCUUGCAUACAGAGAUGGAUUAAGCAUUCCAACCAAAGAGAUUCCAAGUGUCCAAUUUGCAAGCGGAAGUGUGCGCUGAAGGAUGUGGUAAAGCUUUAUGUUUCAUGCCUACCUGUUGUGGAAAGAGGAAAACAAGAGAAUUCUGUAUCUUUUCAGCCUCGAGACGAUUUGUAUAAGGUGCAUUUUGCGAAGUAUAAGGAAGAACUGGCUGACACUAAAAGGGAGGCGAUGAAUACGAAAUGUUGUGAGAGAAUAGAAAGAACUAGCAGCAAGAUGAGUAUGUUGAAGAAAUGCGUAAAUCUUAUGAACAGCAUCUCAAGGAGGCUGAACACCAGCUCAAUGAGGUUGCUAGAACUCAAUCAGGCCUGCAUUGUACUGAGGUUAUCUGAGAACAUUAUGCCAUGUUUUACUUAUAGAUUUCGGGUUUGACAUUUUCCGAUGCACUUUUAAUAUCCACGGUCCAGCAGAUUUUGUUAAACCCGAAGACUUUAUGGGUUCCACAACCACGAGAACUUCCACACAAAAUCCUGUUUGAUAUGUCUUGAAUUAGCAACAUGUGUCUGUCGUUGGACAAGCCUGUCGAAGACCUCAUACUAUGAAAGAUGGAUUGAGUCACUGGUUCAAAAUCUUCUGAUGGGUCGCUCUUUGGUGAAUUUUUUAGCUACUAUAGAUUCCAACUACUACGUAUAACAAUGUAGUACAAUAGCCAUUAGGUUGCCGAAACUGUUGCAAUUUUAUUUCACCUGAAUCUUGACAAGAAAAGAUUUACAAAUGAUUGCGGUGCUGGACCGAAAAAUUGCGUCAAUGAAAAGAGAAUCCGAGGAGCAGGAACGAAAAAUCAAGGAGCAGGAACGAAAAGUCAUGGAGCAGGAAAAGGAAAUACAAGCAACUUCUAAGCGGCUUGAGGUGAUUGAACGGAGGACUGUAGAGACUAUAUCUGGCCUUCGGAGGAAACUCGAGCAGCAAGAAAAUGAAUUAACAGAGAAAGACGGGAGGAUUGAGCUGUUGAUGUAGAGGAUGAAGAGGGGAAUUGCGGAAGAAGAGAAAGGAAUUGUGGAUUCAGCAAAAUGUUGAAAGGGAGGAAGGCUAAUUGACCGUGCACAUUAACGUACCAUAUCAGAAGCCAGAAAAGCAAAAAAAUAGGAAGAUUGAGCAGCUGAUGGAAGACUAUAGAGAGACAAGAUUUCCAGAUUCAGCAAAUGUUGAGACACAGGAGGCUAAUGAAUCCUGCACUGUGGCAUAUACUGAAUCGGAGGUAAUUUAAUUUUAGUAAUCGUGUUUCACAUUAACUUCGGUUGAUGUCUUUCAUAGAGAUGAGAUUUAUCUUGGUGACGAAAGUCCGGAAUACAGUAGUUCACUCUUACUUUAUUUAUAUGAAAAUGAGAAAAAAAAACAGGAUUCUAGUGAACAGUUUGCAAAAACUGACAACACAGUCAGUGGCGGAGCUGGAAAAUAUAGGUAGGGGUGGCUUGAAAUCUAAUUGGAAUGGUGGGGGUGGCUUAAGCCUAUGGUUUAGGCUUGAUCAGUUUCUUCCAAACUUGAAACUAAGGUGAAAAUUCAAAAUUUUCUUGACAGCCAGCCCAAAGUCUAUGAGUAGUUCCGCCCCUGAACACAGUGCCUAAUUUCACAUUAAUUUGGAGUCCAAGGGAUAUGCCCUCAGAUCUGUUUCUUUUAGAACCUUUUUUGUUUAUUUUUUUGUUCCAUGGACCUUUUAAGAUAUCUUCGUUGAGUAUAUUUUUUGUUCCAUGGUUUUAUAUCGUUGAAUAUGAAAUUUCAAUAUGUCGUGUGAGAUUUUGUGAAGACUCGGUUGGACGACUGGUUACUGGUUACCAUACCAUGUACCCCCCAUAAAAAAGUGCUGUACUUGGACUGGCCUGUCCUGGUUCGGCCCAGAUGGCUGGGUCAUCGAGGAUUCAUUGCGCCAUAUCAUAAGGCGCCUACAUUGAAUUUCAGGAAGAAAGAAAAACAUCCGAGCUGUAUAAUUCAUUGUGAUCAACAGAAAACCUAGGGUUUCACAGAGAAGACGGAGCUAGAGUUACACAGGAAAAUAUGGCGAUUCCUAAAAACGAUGACGAAGGAGGUUCUGAAGCACUAAAAGAAUUAAAAUCAGUGGAUCCUCCAUUGUUUCUAUCACCAUCUCCCAUUCCAUCUCAAGCCACUCGAUUAGCUUCACAAUACUUGUACUCUUCUCUUCAUCCAUUUUGCCCUAAAUCUCCUUUUCAAAGAUUACUUGUUAAAGGAUUUGAUGCUGAACAAAUAUGGCAACAAAUUGAUACUCAAUCGAAUCACUUGGUAUUGAAUCUUAAACGAGAAUUAAAGCAUUUUGAGAAAAACCCAGUUGAGAUUGCUAAGGAUUUUGAUGGAUUGAUUAGGAAGAUAGAGAAGAAAAGUGGGGCUUUUGAUGAGGAAGAUGGUGAGAGUGGUGAUUCUGAUGAGGAAGAUGACGAGAGUGGUGAUUCAGAUGAGGAUAUGGAAGAUGCUGAGGAGAUUGGUGGUAGUUUAGAUGAGGAUGGUGAAGAUGACGAGGAGGAUGAGGACGAGGAAGGUGGAGGUAUUGAAGAUAAGUUUUUGAAGAUGACAGAUAUGAAGAAGUAUAUGAAAGAUGAUGAAGCCAGGGAGUAUGCUGGCGUGGAUGAAGACGAGGAUGAUGAUGAGAUUGGGGAGUUCGGAGUUGAAGACUAUGAUGAGAUGGGAAACGCUAGAUAUGAAGAUUUCUUUGGUGCCAAAAAGGGAGAUAGUAUAAAAAGAAAGUCUGAUUCUCAUGAAGGAGUGGAGGGCUCAGACUCAGAGGAUGAGGAUGAUUUGGACAAAGGCUUUGAAGAUGAGCAGAAGGAAGGAAGUCUUUCUACCUAUGAAAAAGAACAAAAGAAGCAGCGUGCUAAAAUAGAGGAGAUGGAGAAAGCGAAUAUGGAGACUAAGUCAUGGAAUAUGCUAGGAGAGGUUACUGCUAAAGAAAGGCGAAAAAACACUGCACUAGAAGUUGAUCUAGAUUUCGAGCACAAUGUAAGACCUGCUCCUGUAAUCACAGAGGAGGUCACACAAUCCCUUGAAGGUUUGAUAAAGAAAAGGGUUCUUGAGGGGCAUUUUGAUGAUGUGCAAAAGGCACCAAAUUUACCGUCUGCGGUCCCAAAAGAGUAUCAAGAGAUUGAUGAAAACAAGAACACGGAGGGGCUUCAUAAAAGUUAUGAGAACGAAUAUUUGCAGCAGAUAGGUCUGGUGCCAGAGUCUUUCUCAGAUGAGCGAAAGAAAGAAGCAAGUCUUCUAUUCCAGAAGCUCUGCUAUAAGUUGGAUGCUCUAUCCCAUUUCCACUUCACCCCUAAGCCGAUUAUCGAAGACAUGUCAAUACAAGUUAACGUUCCUGCUUUGGCAAUGGAAGAGAUUGCGCCUUUGGUAGUCUCUGAUGCGACCAUGUUGGCGCCCGAGGAGGUAUUUGCUGGCAAAGGAGAUAUCAAAGAAGAAGCAGAGCUAACACAAGCUGAGCGAAAACGGAGGAGGGCUAGCAAGAAAAGGAAGUUUGCAGGCAAGAUUAAAGCUGAGACUGCUAAACGGAUGGAAAACAAGAAGGCACAAGACAGUACUAAUGGUAAUGAAGAACCAUCAGUUCCUGUGUGAGGCCUUAAAUCACAAAGAGAUGCCUUUCAGAAGCUUAGACGGCAGAUAUGGAGAAAAAGCAAGGGGGAAAAGAACAGGACGAGCUCCUAAAGGGGAGAUCCAGUUCUAAUGAGUUUUGACGAAAGUUUUGUAUUCCAAAGUUUUGAAUCCUGAUUAUGAGUUCUAUUCCUUUACAUAGUUGAUAAAAAUGCCAAAGAGAUGCUAUGUAAAUUUGUAUCAGGCUAUAUUAAUGCUUCAAAAUAAUAUUAAUCAGGCUAUAUUUAGGUGUGACAA
Molecule: messenger RNA, 4580 nt
Organism: Papaver somniferum (opium poppy)
Lineage: Eukaryota; Viridiplantae; Streptophyta; Magnoliopsida; Ranunculales; Papaveraceae
Product: U3 small nucleolar ribonucleoprotein protein MPP10-like
Exons: 18
Coding region: 2745-4307 (520 amino acids)
Biological process (GO): rRNA processing
Cellular component (GO): small-subunit processome; nucleus; sno(s)RNA-containing ribonucleoprotein complex
Source: RefSeq, a predicted model, not a curated record